Messenger RNA from Agelaius phoeniceus (red-winged blackbird), 2777 nucleotides. It is a transcript of the gene PEX13, whose product is annotated as peroxisomal biogenesis factor 13. Gene Ontology annotation, molecular function: protein binding. Gene Ontology annotation, biological process: protein import into peroxisome matrix, docking. Gene Ontology annotation, cellular component: peroxisomal membrane; peroxisomal importomer complex; peroxisome. NCBI's taxonomy places the organism in Eukaryota, Metazoa, Chordata, Aves, Passeriformes, Icteridae. The record is from RefSeq and is a predicted model, not a curated record.
GAGGCCGAAGCGGGGCCGAGCGGGCGCGAUGGCGGCGACGCCGCCGCCCAAGCCCUGGGAGUCGCGGCGGCUGCCGGGCACCGCGACCGCCUUCCAGUCUGCUGACUUGGGUGACAACCUGCUGACCAGGCCCGGCCAGCCCACGGUGGUGGCACGAAUCCCCCCGCCCAUCUUGCCCAGGCCCUCCCAGCAGGCGGCGAGCAGCAGCCUGAGCGCUUUCAGGCCGGCCUACAGCAGCUCCUUCUCGCCGGGCUACGGCUCCUACGGCUCCUCUUUCUAUGGAAGCUACAGUCCCUACAGCUAUGGCUACGGGGGGCUGGGCUAUAACCGCUUCUGCGCCGAGGCCGUUCCCCCCAGCAGGUUUGUGCAGCAGGCUGAGGAGAGCAGCAGGGGCGCCUUCCAGUCCAUCGAGAGCAUCGUGCACGCCUUCGCCUCUGUCAGCAUGAUGAUGGAUGCCACCUUCUCCGCCGUCUACAACAGCUUCAGGGCCGUGCUGGAUGUGGCCAACCACUUCUCCCGCCUCAAAAUCCACUUCACCAAGGUGUUCUCAGCCUUUGCUCUCGUGAGAACUAUCAGGUACCUCUACCAGCGCCUGCAGCGCCUGCUGGGUCUGCGGCAGAGCUGCGACAACGAGGAUUUGUGGGCUGAGAGCGAGGGCAAAGUGGCUCGUGCUGGCCUCGAAGACAAGGUGGCUAACUCUGCGAAAUCCUGGCCCAUUUUCUUGUUCUUUGCUGUCAUACUGGGAGGCCCCUACCUGAUUUGGAAGCUGCUUUCUACAUACAGUGAGGAAGAAACAGUGUCUAGUAACUGGGCGAGUGGAGAAGAUGACCAUGUAGUUGGAAGAGCAGAAUAUGAUUUCAAUGCUCUCUCAGAAGAAGAAAUUUCUUUCCGUGCUGGUGACAUGCUAAGAUUAGCACCCAAAGAGCAACAGCCCAAGAUCCGUGGUUGGCUCCUGGCUAGUUACGACGGCCAAACAACAGGACUUGUGCCAGCUAAUUACAUCAAAAUCCUGGGCAAAAGAAGAGGCAGGAGAACAGUGGACCUGGAGAGGAUUGCAGAGCAGAGGCCAGCCUUUCCCAGCACAGCUGUCAGAGGAGCCCCUGCUGCUGCUGCUGCUGCUGCUGUGACUUUGGAGGAGCAGGAGGCAGCUUUUGAAACUGUUUUUGCUGGAAGCAGCAAAGUUCCUGCGGCGUCGGACUCCGCUGUGGCUGGAGGAGAGAAGCAGGAGCUCUGAUGCACUUUGAUCAACAAAGCAACUGAACUGUGCUUUAUUGAUACCACUUAGGGCUUGUUGAAAAUCUGGUUUGUAGUGGAGCACUGGUGGGGCUGUACCAGUUUUUGCUGCUACUGGCUGGUGAAGGGAUGGAGAAAUGAUUGCUCAAAUUUGUGGUAUUUAUUUUUGAUUCACCUAAGGCUGUACGUCAGUGAUUCUAUCCACCCACCUGGCAGCCACUCUAAGAUCUUGAGAUAGGAGAAGUGAGGCAUUCAUAAAAUAGAAAACAAAGGAAAAAAAAAUAGGGAGUGCCAUUCUUGCUUAGGAGACAAAUUAACACCCAUUCUUUGUAGGAGUCUGGAGGCUCUUCAACAGAUGUGCAAAGGGAAGAGUGAUUUCUGUAAGAUGUCCUCCAAAACAUCACCCUCAGAACCAUAAAGGAGUACCAGCACAUUGUCUCCCCCUGAAAGGAGGGAGAGCUGCAGGAGAUGCACACAAUGGAAUAGUUAGAAGGUUUAAGUUGCCUUUCAUAAGUGGGGUUCUGUCAUAAAGAACGUAGCUCUCAGGAAAAAAGGGACUUGGGAGGAGAAAUAGACUUUACAAAGGGAGAGCAGUGGGGCAUCACGAGUAGUUCCAAGCAGUUCUGGUUUGUUUGUUGAAAGGACAUUGGAAUUAAGGGUGUUCUGCAGUCAGGCACCCAUUAGUUGUUACUCCCUUAACUAACUUUGCAUCACUCUUAGCCAUUUUGUGAUGUAGCCUGCUAGCUGCCUAUCUAUCAGCUACCAUCUGCAUCUCAACUUAUUUCUGUCCUUUAUUGAUUUUAUAUCAGUGUCAAAAUAUCUCUCCUGUGGUUUUGAGCAGUAGGAAAGCCUUGAGUUGAAGGAAGUUGAUAGUAAUUGGAGCAUCAAAGAAAAAGUAACAUUUCUUGCUUAAUUGUGUCACUUAGAGAAGGUCUUGCAGUUGGACAAACUUUUCAUGCUGCCUUUCAGGUGGUAAAUUUUGCAUCUGCCCAUAAAAUUUUAGGGCUCCAGUUUAUCAAAAGCCAUAAAAAUAUUAAGACUGUUCAAAGUAUUUUCUUCAUAUGGAUGUUUGAGAAUUCUGUCUUGAAAUACUGUUUUGGUUUUUUUGUUAAAUGAAGCAAAGAUAAUUAAACCUUUUUUUUUCCUUGUAGUAUGUAUGUAUAACGUGUUGAACUUCUGACGGUUACAUCAGUGGAUUAAAUAACUUAAGUUUGUCUUAAUCAUUAAAAUAGCUGUUUUAUUCUAAAGUUUCUUGGAAAUACAAGUAGGCCACAGGCCUUUUCUUAAUUGAUUGAGUAGUUUCAGUUUGACCAUUCCUACAGGGAUCUUCAACACCCAUUAUGUGUUAACAAAGCUUUCAGUAUUUAUAUUUUAAUGGCAUUUGCUGGCCUUGGGUUCUUAGAAGUCUCUUCAACACAACAAAGCUCUAAAAAAAUGAGCACAAUUUUAUUGAGGUAGAGUGGCUGAAAAGACAAAUGUUAUGCUGGAACCUUGAUUUGAAAGUAAUCUCUGAAUGCCUGUUAAUAAAUAGAACAUGAAUUUAA